Molecule: messenger RNA, 1122 nt
Organism: Aspergillus wentii DTO 134E9
Lineage: Eukaryota; Fungi; Ascomycota; Eurotiomycetes; Eurotiales; Aspergillaceae
Exons: 1
Coding region: 1-1122 (373 amino acids)
Source: RefSeq, a predicted model, not a curated record
AUGUGCCAAUACAACUACCACCACUACAUCCACUGCGGCCACAUCGCCAACUUCACCAUCGACACCUGCAUCGAUAUCACCAACUUACUGCGCCAGCCCAAUUCAACAACUACGAAUAGAUCGUGUACUCGAAUCGACAUCGCCCACGACCUGUUACCUUCUUCCCAUCCAACGCUGUGUCUGCAGUGCGAGAACGACUGGAAGACCAAGAUGGACUCACCACAACCACAGCAGAAAUACAUCCCGCUAGAGGGAACCACGACAUCAAAUCCUGUCACCAUGCAGGUGAAUAUGGAGAUGGUAAGGAAAGAGCCUGAAUGUGAGUUUGCGCUGUUGCUUGAGGAUGAUGAUAAGUCUGAGCAGGAUGCUUCAUUUCAGGAUGAAGAUGAAGAGAUUAAAGACAAGGUAUCACUCUACGAAUCCUUCCACACAUACGGACUCGAUGCCCCAGUCCCUAAAACCUACGUUCACUGGGAUGACAAGCACAGGGUCCCCGAAUCAUCAUCUUCAUCCAACAAUCUAUCCACCAAUCCAUCUACCAACUCUACAUCCUCUUCAGCUGAAUGGGCAGUCUCAUGCAAAGAUAACUGGCGAACAGCAGAGGAUCGAACGCCAACGCCAUCUCCCCCGGAAGAGACGGUUCUUGCUUCUUCGCCAUAUGAAUGCUCCCUCAUCUAUCCCAGUGAUGAUAAACUCGAUGAGGAUUUCUACGACGCAAGUGGCUAUCAUGCCGACGACGAAGAAGAUCUCUCCGCAGAACUCUACUCAGCGUGCUUGUCCCUCAUUAUCAAGAUCCAAUCUGAUAAACGCGGUCGUCGGCCAGCGCCAGCAGCUAAACCAAAGUUGAAUUGGUUCCCUUUCUUCAGUGGCAUUCAUGCAAAUGCAGAGGAAGACACCGCUUCUGAUAGUGAGGAGUUCUACGAUAUGGGUCUUUCUGUUGCAUCGGGCGCUGACAAGAAUCAGUUACGAGAGGAGUAUUGGGCUGCUGUUGAUGCAUUGGAGGGUGAGGAUGAAGAUGAAGAUGGGGAUGAACUGGAGGAACGAGUUGAGGAUGCGAGAUAUCAGUUUACGUGGAGGAGUGUGCGGGAUAUGUUUUAUAGGGCUUUUAGAGGUACUCAGUAG